This is a messenger RNA of Pelobates fuscus (common spadefoot toad), 1929 nucleotides long. It is a transcript of the gene DOC2A, whose product is annotated as double C2 domain alpha. NCBI's taxonomy places the organism in Eukaryota, Metazoa, Chordata, Amphibia, Anura, Pelobatidae. The record is from RefSeq and is a predicted model, not a curated record. Gene Ontology annotation, biological process: exocytosis; regulation of calcium ion-dependent exocytosis; spontaneous neurotransmitter secretion. The coding region runs from base 165 to 1340 and encodes 391 amino acids. Gene Ontology annotation, cellular component: synapse; membrane. The transcript is spliced from 11 exons.
CUCCUUCCCCUGCUGUGAGAAACAGCAGUCAGGGUACAGCAACAGCAACAGUCUGUGAGCUCUGCAUCUCUCCCUCCAUCUCUCCUGUCACCUGUUCCUCUCCCCCUGCUGCGUUCUGCUGGACUUCUGAUACCCUCGGACCUCCCGAGGUGAGAGUCACCCUGAUGACGGUUCGCCGAGGGGAUAAAGUUCCCAUCAGUAUCCAGGAGCACAUGGCUAUAAAUGUGUGCCCGGGGCCAAUUCGACCCAUCCAGCAAAUCUCUGACUACUUCCCCAGAUACACACCAUGGCCGGAGGGCACGGCAUCACCAACUGGUCCUCCUCGCAGCCUCUCACCCCUUAAUAUACCAGUCCCAUCAGCUGAUCCAGGCGCAGACUCUACAGAAUUGGACAACUAUGACUCCGAUGAUGGCACAGCCCUGGGAACGCUGGAAUUUGAAUUACUUUACGAGGAAGAUAAAUGCAUCUUACAGUGCUGUAUUCUUAGAGCAAAGGGCCUGAAACCAAUGGACUUCAAUGGAUUAGCUGAUCCGUACGUGAAGAUACAUCUCCUCCCGGGAGCCUGCAAGGCCAACAAGCUGAAGACUCGUACUGUGAGGAAUACCUUGAAUCCCACAUGGAACGAGAGCCUGACCUAUUGUGGGAUCACCCAUGAAGACAUGGGCAAGAAGGUCCUACGAAUCUCCGUGUGUGACGAGGACAAACUCAGCCAUAAUGAGUUCAUCGGAGAGACGCGGGUUCCCCUCCGCCGACUGAAACCCGGACAGAGAAAGCAUUUCAAUAUAUGUCUGGAACGACAGAUCCCGUUGCCAUCCCCCUCCUCCAUGUCUGCAGCUCUGCGAGGAAUCUCCUGUUACCUGAAGGAGCUGGAGCGCUGUCAGGAGUGGGAGCUGGAGGAACGGGGGAGGAUCCUUCUGUCUUUAACAUACAGUGCGGAGCGAGGAGGAUUGGUGGUGGGAAUCGUACGCUGCGCUCACCUCGCUGCCAUGGACGUCAAUGGAUUUUCUGAUCCCUACGUUAAAACGUACCUAAAGCCGGAUGAAGAAAAAAAGUCCAAACACAAAACAGCUGUCAAGAAGAAGACUUUGAACCCCGAGUUUAAUGAGGAAUUCUUCUAUAAGAUCGGUCAGGUUGAACUGCACAAGAGGAGUCUGGAGGUGACUGUGUGGGAUUACGACCUUGGAAAAUCCAAUGACUUCAUAGGGGGAGUCACCCUGGGAAUUAAUUCCAAGGGUGAGUGUUUGAAGCACUGGAUGGAGUGUCUCUCAUCCUCCAAUCAGAGAAUAGAGCACUGGCAUACACUAACUAAUGAGCUUCCAGGAUCCACUUACACUGACUGAAGGAUACAUCUUGGGUGAAGAACCAAGCAGAAGAACAAGAGAAGAUGGACCACACACUCUCACUCACACACAUUACUCACUACUUUAAUUCCUGGGCUGGGAGAUAAGUCAUAGGCACUUUAACAAUGUCGGGUUGACCAGGAAUUCAGCGUAUCAGUAGCUUGUUCCUGUCAUUGUUGGACCGAAUGGACUUGUCCUCCUGUCCUCCAAGAUCCCUCCAGACUGCCAGAGUCAGGGUGACCUCCAUCUCACUGCCAGCCUAUGACCAAGCACUUUGUGCCCAGAGGAGACAAACUGUUCUUUUACAAAAAGUGGGGUGACCUUCAAAGAUGGGGGAUAGACUCUCAGAACCUGCGGAUCUAUCUCAAUGGACCCAUCUCACAUAAUUUAGAAACGUAUGCCACAUUAGAUGGCCAGAUUUAAAAAAAGAAAAAAAAAAGAACUCAUUGAUUCUCAGUAUCCCCAAAGAGAUGUAGAAAUUACAAGUGUAUUACAAACCGGACACCAAAAUAGCCAAGCUGGGGAAAUAGCUGAAUAGUAAUUGAGAAUUAUCCGUAAUUUGGAGGGUUGUCAAAAAUUAGAAUUGUGC